Messenger RNA from Poecile atricapillus (Black-capped chickadee), 4460 nucleotides. It is a transcript of the gene DCBLD1, whose product is annotated as discoidin, CUB and LCCL domain containing 1. The transcript has 15 exons. Bases 290 to 2575 code for a protein of 761 amino acids. NCBI's taxonomy places the organism in Eukaryota, Metazoa, Chordata, Aves, Passeriformes, Paridae. The record is from RefSeq and is a predicted model, not a curated record.
GCACCCCAGAGCGGCGGUGGGUGGGAGAAGCAGCGCUCGGCGAGGGGAGGGGGCGGCGGGGCCGCGCCGGCCCCUCGGUCCGCGGCAGGAGGAGGAGAUACCCCGAGCGGCAGCCCAAUGGGAAUAGUGGCGCUUCCCCUUCUCCCGUUUCCUCUCUCCACCCCCAGCCCCAGGCCGGGGAGGCGGGAGGCGGCAGCGCUGCAGCCCGGCCGCCGGCGGGGCACGGGGCCAGAGGCAGCCCCGCUCGGCCCCUUCUCCGCCUCCGCAGAAGCACCUGCGGGGGAGAAGGAUGCCGGGAGGUGGCCGCCCCCCUCCGCGGGAGCGCGGGCUGGCUCCGGAGCCGCCCCAGCGAGAAGGAGGAGGAGGAAGAGGAGAGGAAGAGAAAGGAGCAGGAGGGAAGUGGGGAAGUUGUGCCUUGCCCGCCCCGCCGAGAGCCGGAGCCAUGGGCCCCGCCGGGGGGGCGCGGGCCGCCCCCUCGCUGCUGCUCUCGCUGCUGCUCGGAGCCUCGGCCCCGCUCUGGCUGCGGGCGGAGACGCUGGGGGAUGGAUGUGGGCACACAGUGAUGUACCAAGACAGUGGGACACUGGCAUCCAAGAACUAUCCUGGGACAUACCCAAACUACACUCUUUGUGAAAAGAAAAUCCAAGUGCCUCCGGGAAAACGCCUGAUCUUGAAAAUUGGAGACCUGGAUAUAGAAUCACAGAAAUGCGAGUCCAGCUACCUUACCAUCCAGAGCUCUUCAACAUUGCACGGGCCGUACUGUGGUAAUGUGAUGCCUGUCCCCAAAGAAAUCAUUCUAGAUAGCAAUGAGGCAACUAUUCACUUUGAGAGUGGAUCCCACGUGUCGGGACGAGGCUUUCUGUUGUCCUAUGCCAGCAGUGAUCAUCCAGAUCUAAUCACCUGUUUGGAACGAGCAAACCACUACACAAAGGCUGAAUUCAGUAGAUACUGUCCUGCUGGCUGCAGAGACAUAGCAGGUGACAUUUCUGGGAAUAUUGGAGAAGGAUACAGAGAUACGUCUCUGCUGUGCAAAUCCGCGAUCCAUGCUGGCGUGGUGGCAGACGAGCUGGGCGGCCAGAUCAGCGUCACCCUGCACAAGGGCAUCAGCCGCUACGAGGGCGCCGUCGCCAAUGGUGUUCCCUCACUCGAUGGUUCUCUCUCAGAUAAGCGGUUUACAUUUACUUCAAAUGGCUGCAACAAAUCUCUCAGCCUGGAAGAGGGAUUCCUCUCCAAGAGCCAGGUUACUGCAUCUUCCUACUGGGAGGAGACCAAUGAGUUUGGGCAACUACUCCUGUGGUCCCCAGACAAGGCUUGGCUACAAGUCCCGGGAUGGUCUUGGGCCUCUAACCACAGCAGCAACCGUGAAUGGCUGGAGAUAGACCUGGGAGAGAAGAAGAGAAUAACAGGGAUUAAGACCACUGGUUCUGGAUCCAUGAAUUUUAACUUUUAUGUGAAGACAUUUACAAUGAACUAUAAAAAUAACAACUCAAAAUGGAGAACUUACAAAGGGAUUCUGAGCAACGAAGAAAAGGUAUUCCAAGGCAACUCCAACUCCGGUGACAUAGUGCGCAAUAACUUCAUCCCUCCAAUAGUGGCUCGCUAUGUGCGGAUUAUCCCUCAAACCUGGAACCAAAGAAUAGCACUGAAGCUGGAGCUGAUGGGCUGUAGAAUAAUGCCAGCUAACAGUUCGUUCACGCACUCAAUGUGGCAGAAACCGAGUCAGAGCACAGAAACCUCCCUUGGAAAAGAAGACAGGACUGUUACAGAGCCCAUCCCCUCCGAAGAAACUAACUUGGGUUUAAAGCUUACAGCUAUAAUUGUCCCCAUCCUCAUCGUGCUGUUUCUGUUUUUGUUCUCUGGAAUUUGUAUCUGCGCAGCCCUACGCAAGCGAGAAGCCAAAGGACUUUCUUAUGGAUUAUCCAGUACUCAGAAAUCAGGUUGUUGGAAACAAAUCAAGCAGCCCUUCACCAGACAUCAGUCAACUGAAUUUACCAUCAGCUAUAACAACGAGAAAGAGACACCACAAAAGCUGGAUCUCGUCACCAGUGACAUGGCAGAUUAUCAGCAGCCUCUCAUGAUUGGGACUGGGACAGUAACACGUAAAGGAUCUACUUUUCGCCCCAUGGACACCAAAGAGGAGGGAAGAAGGGGGAGUUCUGAGUUUGAAAAUCACUAUCACUGCCCUCACAGAGCUAACAGGCACGAAUAUGCUCUGCCCCUGACCAGUCAAGAGCCCGAGUACGCCACCCCCAUCAUAGAGCGGCACAUAGCAAGAGAAAGUAAUUUCCCCUCUGAGAAUGGCUACAACGUUCCUGUCGCCUCCUCUCAGAUACAUUCCCUUACUGCUGGCAGCUUCUCCAGUUCAUGUAAAACCGACACCAGGAACGGAGACUAUCAGACACCCCAGAGUGUCAUAAACUACGACAAACCCAAAAUUAAUGGUGUUCUGACCUCGGUGAGCUACAGCACAGACUACCAGAAGCCCCAGCAAACUGCUCUCGGGGGCGAGGGUUACUCCACACCCAGAGACUGCCUAAAGCCCAUAAGCCAGACAGCAAUGACAGCUCUCUUGUGAUUUGCCGAGCAGGAGCGGCACGGUGCGCAGGAACGUCACUGCACAGCUUUCUGAAGUGAAAACAGAGUUUGGAGGGACUCUGCUGUGGGAGGCAGAAGGCAAACAAGCCCUGUGUACAUAAUAUUGCUGUCUUGCUGGGUUCUGACAUCUGAAGAAAGCAUAUGCUGUUUAUCACUGUUUAUAGCAAGAGAGAUGUUAUCAGUGAAGACUGUACAUCUUAUUUUCUGUAACUGAUCUCAGUGCUCCAUUUGCAAUGUGUGCAAUUUGUACAUAGCUUUUAUUUAAGGAGAAUUUCUUAGGUUUCCUUUUCACCUGGGGGUUUGAAAGGAUUGCAGGAAUGCCUAUUUAAGAAAAACAGUCCUCUUUUUCUGUCUUUAUCUUACCUGCUGCUGUGCUGGCAGCUGUAAAUGGUGUAUCUUACAGUUGUGUUGAUUCAUCUCCUUUCCUAUGAUAACUGAAGAUAGGGCUGUAAUUCUGACUGGGAGGAUAGAAGUUAAACUACUUGCUGCAUAAUGUGCACGAGAGAAGGCAGCUGAGUAUUUAAAUACUGUGCUCAAACACAACUUCCCAGAUGCUUUUUUAGCAGCAAUUCUCACAUGCUUGAAUUUGAUCUAGCGUACAAGCUGAGCCCAUGAAACUUGCAAUUCAUGUUAGAAAACAGGUAUAAAGGCUGAAACUGGUUUUGGGUUCAAGCCAUGGUUUUCACUCCACAAGAGAAAAAAAAACCCAGCAAACCUAAACCAGAAAAACAAAUGAAACAAAACAACAUAUCUGAUACCAGUUAACCUGGGGAAGUUAUUUUAUUUAUUUUUUUUUUAUUUAGGAAGUGUGUGUGUAACCAAAAUGUGAAUUUACAACUGAUAAUUCAAUGCUGUUCAAGCCCACGUUGAUUCUUUUGCUGCUAAACUAUAAGGAAAUUUGUUCCUUGGCACAAAGCAGCAAACUUCCCAAACUCUUCAUUUCUCCACUAGGUAUUUUUCUGUCUUACAAAUUUAGUGUAACAUUUCUGCUAGAAGUAUUUUAGCUACCUAAAACACAGUGCGUGUAUGGGUUACUGUUGCAGUUAAAUCUGCAAGACUAGCAAGAUCAGCACUGUUGUUUUCAAAUAGUUUUUCUUUUGCAGCUAAUGUUUCCUUUAGUUCUGUUUUCAGACAAACUUGAAAAAGCUUGGGGUUGGGUGCAAUGUGUCGCACAGUAGCUGGCUCCUCUUCCAGCAGGGGCAGCUUUGGAGCAGAACAGCUUCUGGUCAUGACUGGGACCGUCCACUGCCCUCCUACCUCCAGUGUUUGGGGCAUUUCUUUGAAUUCAAAAGCUUGUCCUAAAAUGUUAAGAAGCUAUAUACUUCUGUGAAGAAAGAAUGGUGCUAUACUUAAGGCACAAGGUUGGGAAGCGAGACCAGUGAAACCUGAGCUCUGGGAAAGUCGCUCUUUGAAGGCCCUCCCUUUAUUUCCUUGUACAUAAACGGGAUGAUUUGCAAAGGAUGCAACGAAGAUUGAUCAGUCUGUUCGCAGAGUGCUUUCAGAUCUCUGGGUGGAAAGUGCUCUCAGAGGACAGAGUGGUUGCAGUGGUGCUGCUCACAAAUACUGCUAACUCCAGCCAGACCUGAACUUAAGGCAAGCUCUGAGUGGGUUCUUUGCAUACCCUUGUUUUGCGGCCUCAGGUGGUGGCAUUCCCCCGUGCUGCCGCACCGUGCAUGCGAUUCCCAUGCAAAGAAGAAAGAGUCAAGGUAACCUCGUAGCCUUCCUGUGUUUGCUGUCAAUACAGUUUCUGUGAAAUGUCUAAAACACCUCAGGUGCCGAAGUAAAACAGCAGCAGCCUGUUUGUUAGACCGAGCUGGGCGGUGUUGUUUACCUUCUGUUGUUUACAUGUCUGUGUAAAUAAAGAA